CACUGAUAGGCGGCACUGACUGGCACUGAUAGGUGGCACUGACUGGCAUUGAUAGGUGACACUGAAAGGCAGCUCAGAUGGGCACUGAUAUGUGGCAUUGAUGUGCACUGAUAGGCACUGAUAUGUGGCAUUGAUGUGGCACUGAUGGGCACUGGCAGGUGGCAUUGAUUAGCACUGACAGCUGGCAUUGAUGGGCACUGACAGGUGGCACUGCUGGGGCUACACUGAUCAUCAGGGCACACUGAUCAUCACUGUCAGCGUGACAGCUCGUGAGGUGAGAAAUGCUGAUAACCGGCAUUUCCCUAUUUACAUGCGAUCAGCUGUG
Messenger RNA from Staurois parvus, 325 nucleotides. NCBI's taxonomy places the organism in Eukaryota, Metazoa, Chordata, Amphibia, Anura, Ranidae. The record is from the annotation of a GenBank genome assembly.